ACGCAAGGAGGACUGUGGGAUUUAUCUACAUGCAGAUGCGCGUAUUGUUUUAACUGAAAACACUUUUGAUAACGCACAGAUCUCGCAAUGUAUCUCUGCAGCGUUCUGGAUAUUUUAAUCUACUGAAUGAUUCGGAGUUGGAUUUUAUAGCUUCCAAAACGCACGGACUCCACGCGCUCCACUCCCGCUGGACUAUAAACACGCGCUGCGGUUUCCAGGGCGACCGAAGCUAACGUUGAGAGGAGGACAUCACCAGUGCCAGCGCUCACUGAGGGCAGCGGCUCGGCGUCGCGGUGACCAUGCCCGGGAUGGUGGUGUCGCUCGGCGGGGCAGCCCUGCUCCUCCUGUCCGGGCUGGUCGGUCCGCUCUGCGUGGUGCGGGCGUUCGGCGACGAGGUGGAGGAAAUGACCUGCGACCCGAUCCGGAUCAGCAUGUGCCAGGGUCUGGGUUACAACGUCACCAAGAUGCCCAAUCUGGUCGGCAACGUGCUGCAGUCGGACGCCGAGCUGCAGCUGACCACGUUCACACCGCUCAUUCAGUACGGCUGCUCCAGUCAACUCAAGUUCUUCCUGUGCUCUGUCUAUGUGCCAAUGUGCACAGACAAGGUUCCCAUCCCCAUUGGGCCGUGUGGUAGCAUGUGUCUUUCCGUCAAGAGAAAAUGCCUCCCAGUGCUCCAUGAGUUUGGCUUCAUAUGGCCUGAGGUGCUCAACUGCAGCCUCUUCCCACCUCAAAACGACCACAACCACAUGUGUAUGGAGGGUCCGGUGGAAGAGCUGCCCUACCAGCCCGUCCGCCACCCUCACCACCAGGAGGAAUGUCAGGCGCUGGGGUCCGCACCCGACCAGUAUACCUGGUUGAAGCAGACCGAGAGCUGCACUCUCCAGUGUGGCUACGACAGCGGGCUCUACCGGCGAGGGGCCAAAGUCUUCACGGACGCGUGGAUGGCGGUGUGGGCCGUGCUGUGCUUCCUGUCCACCACGCUGACGGUCUUGACCUUUCUGUUGGAUUCACAGCGCUUCUCCUACCCCGAAAGGCCCAUCAUCUUCCUCUCUAUGUGCUGUAAUCUGUACAGUGUUGCCUACCUGGUGCGGUUAACUCUCGGCAGGGAGCGCGUUUCCUGCGACCUGGAUGCAGCAGCAGUACCAAUUCUAGUGCAAGAAGGGUUAAAGAGCACCGGCUGUGCCAUAGUCUUCCUCCUGCUCUAUUUCUUUGGAAUGGCUUCCUCACUCUGGUGGGUGAUCCUGACCCUCACUUGGUUCUUGGCUGCUGGACUGAAGUGGGGUCACGAGGCUAUUGAAAUGCACAGCUCCUACUUCCACAUAGCAGCCUGGGCCAUCCCAGCCGUAAAGACCAUCGUCAUCCUCAUAAUGAGGCUGGUGGAUGCGGACGACCUGACGGGGCUCUGCUAUGUUGGCAACCAGCAGCAGGAGGCCCUCACAGGCUUUGUGGUGGCACCACUGGCCACAUACCUUCUGAUAGGCACUCUGUUCAUCUGUGCUGGCCUAGUAGCUCUUUUCAAGAUCCGUUCCAAUCUGCAGAAGGACGGCGCCAAAACAGACAAACUGGAGCGUUUAAUGGUGAAGAUCGGAGUGUUUUCUGUUCUCUACACUGUUCCGGCGUCCACGGUCAUCGGCUGUUAUCUCUACCAGCUCUCUCACUGGGGGGAGUUCAGGGCCAGCCCGCGGGACUCCUACGUGGCAUCGGAGAUGCUUCGAAUCUUCAUGUCACUGCUUGUAGGCAUCACAUCGGGCAUGUGGAUCUGGUCAGCAAAAACCCUCCACACCUGGCAGCGCUGCUCCGCCCGCCUGCUCAGGGACAGCAGGGCGAGCCGGGGGGUCAAGAGGGCACCGGGCGAGGGCUGGAUCAAACCGGGGAAAGGCAACGAGACAGUGGUGUGAGGAGAAGUGAUGGGAAUGGACUUCUACCUGCUUCCCUCUCACUAACAGAAACACAAACGAAAGAUGGAGAGGACAGAAAAAAGAGAGGGAGGUGAACGAUGUGAGGCAGGGACGCAGCAGGAGUUUCUCAAGGACGUCACUGGAUGUAAAUGGCUCACUGAGAGUCUGUAAGCAUGCCUCACCCCUCCCUAACUGACCCCGCACCUCUUACAGAGGAGACAAGUGGAGGUUUGGGUCGUACACAAGUAGCAACAGCAGCCUCUCUACCUCUGUUAGACUUCCUUUGCCCAGAGAAAUAGAGAAAGCAAAAAAUGAAGGAGAAAGAGAGACUGGAAAGGCAGGACAGACGCAUCGAUAUGCAGACCAGACAUGCCGAUAAGCUGUGUAGCACCACGUCUACCUCUCUGUCUCUCUUUCGUCCCCAGAGCCCUCAGCAGAAGAGACUGAACCUGCUGGAUACAAUAAACCUUCUACCGUUGUGUCUUUUUAGGGUCUUUUUGAAGUUUUGAAUCUUACACUGGACGGUCCUGGUGCAGACAUGAUGCAGGUUGACGUUUCCCAAAAGCAUCUGAAAGCUUCAGUCCCUGUGGGUUUGUACGCCCACACGGGAGAAUGAAAAAUCAAUGAAAUGCCAGACCAAGAGUAAUUAAAAUCCGAUGAAGACAUAUCAAAUAUGGCCUUAAAUCUGUGACGUGUUUACAUUUGAACAACAUUAUUAUACACUUUUUUUUUGUUAAUUAUCACCUUUUGUACAAUAUAAUAGAGCAAGUGAUUUUGUUGCUCGACGUUUUUUGGGAAACCAGCUCUAAGCUGUAAUAAUGCACUAUAAUUAUAUACAAUAUGUGAAGUGUUUGUGCUUGUCACAAGUGCAUUACCAGGGAUGGCAAAGCAAAACAAAGCAUCACACAGUAUAUUAAUAUGCAGAGAGCCUUAAACAGGGAGAGUUUGGUCAAUUUUCAGUAUGAACGCUGCAGAGAAAAAUGGUUUAUUGCUCACUUUUCUUGCAAACAUUGUGAAGGCAAGGGCAAACGGAGAAACAUAAUGAGAGUUUAUUUUUAUAAUACUUCUUGUACAUUAAGGUAAAGCCUGUGGUAACGAUGAAGUUAAACUGCAAUGAAUCCUGGGAGUGCCAUGGCUAUGCUUUUAUUGACCCACACAUGUGGAAGCGGCAAGGCGUCUGGGAAAUGUAGGCCUGUGUGUGUUUUACCUCAGUAGUCUAUGAGGAGCUCAGCGAUCUUCCAAUGAUGUGUGUAGUCUUCUUGGAAACCCCGUACUGUAUAUGCUCUCGAGUUACCAUGAAAUCCAGGAAAUUAAAUUAUUCCCUCUGCCCUCUUUUCCAAACAUUGGACCCCAGGCAGAAUCAAGAAUUAGAGGUUAUUAGACAAUCACUCGCCAAAAGACACACUAUGCAGUAACAGACACGUGUACGUGGAUGCAGGUAUACACAUACUCAGAGGAAUCAGUUCCCACGAAUCUCAUACAACGGCUUGUGUACGAACGAGUCACGAGCACCGUGUUUGCACGUGUCUCAGUUUCUUCUUCAGGUCGAUGAAGCCAUCACAGAAGCACAAUAAAACAGGCGCUAUUAAUUGUCGAGUCUGUUCUGCCCGCGUAUCUGCCUGCCUGACGCUCUCAUUGGCCCGCUGCCUGCCUGCUUCUCUUUAACCUUGUCUGCUGCAUCAUGGCUCAUUUCCCAGACAAUCAGCCUGUCCCUGGAAAAGAUUAUUGUACACUGCAUUUCAGAAUUUCUUGGAAGAUAGAAGCAAGAUUUCUAUUUGUCGUCUCCAGCGGUGCAUUUUGUUGUGGGAUAAUCUCUCAGUAUCUGCUUAUAGAAUGCACUAUAAGCUUUAAUUCAGUUACUCCUGGUCCACCGUGUCUUCCUGCUGCAUUCGCCAAAUUCUGCAACUCCUCCCGUGCACCGUAAGUUUGCCUGACAAUCUAUUGAGCAAAGCUCUUGCAUUUCGGUGAGUCUUUGAAUGUAUAAAAACGUGGGGUGUGUGUCACAUUACGCCUUCUACAUUUAAGCAAAGGACAUUUAGUUGUGGGCAGUUUAAAUGCGUAAGGGCGGGAGUCAUUUGAAACCAGAUCGUGCCCCACACAGCCUGUCGCAGGUGAUUUUGACUUCAUGUUUGGAACGAGGCAGAGAAUCAUUUUUACAACGUGGGCUGUCCUCUCCCCAAAAAAUGUUAAAUGUAACACCGCCCUUAUUGCAUUCAAUACUUUUGGCGGUUCUGGUGAAACCCAGGACCCCGAAAAACCAGUGCUUCUCAAGCCAGCAUACCAUGGCAUACUUAUUACAUUUCCAAAGUCAAACAAACAUUACAUUGAGUUAAAGCGAAUUAAAUUAACCUCUGACCACCUCCCCUCUGAGCUAAUGCAGUUUCCCUCUUAAACUGUCUUAAUGUCUGUGUUGGCCGUCUACUCUCGUAUGACCACACUGAGCUUCAGGUGACAUUUCCAAACAGUCACUGAAUAGUUGUGCCUCGAAAUAUUGUGCAUGUGUGCCACGGCCUAAUGAAGAUUGAGAACCACUGGUAAUACAGAUUUGUAAACGCUUUUGAGAAGCCCAGAUAUGAAUCAGUGCUGGGGUCAGAUCACCAGCGCUGAUCGUAGCCUUUAAAGAGUCUUUAGGCUGUUCCUCUGUGUAGAAAUCGUGUUGUCUUGAUGAUGUCAUUGAUGUAUUAUAAAGAAACUGCUAAUUUAUCCUUGUAAAAAAAAAAGUGACAAAAAAUUUUAAAACUUGUUUGUUAUUUAAAAACACUUUUGUAU
Messenger RNA from Chelmon rostratus (copperband butterflyfish), 4667 nucleotides. RefSeq names its product frizzled class receptor 4 (gene fzd4). The transcript is spliced from 6 exons. The record is from RefSeq and is a predicted model, not a curated record. Gene Ontology annotation, biological process: non-canonical Wnt signaling pathway; retina vasculature morphogenesis in camera-type eye; canonical Wnt signaling pathway. Lineage: Eukaryota; Metazoa; Chordata; Actinopteri; Chaetodontiformes; Chaetodontidae. Bases 300 to 1898 code for a protein of 532 amino acids. Gene Ontology annotation, cellular component: plasma membrane. Gene Ontology annotation, molecular function: Wnt receptor activity; Wnt-protein binding.